AUGUCGACUCAUCAAUCCCAGCCCAGCAGCCCGCCCAAGAGGCCAAGGCUUUCCCUUCAGAUCAAGACCUUCAAUGGUUCGAGUGUCAGGACAUCCAGGACGCUGGCCGCCGCAGUGGACGUCAAGUCUCCAACAGCCUUCAACACACUGUCCAAUGUUUACGCCACCGCUGUGGAUAGGUCGACCCCAAUCCAGGAGCAUGCCCCGGCAACAGCGCUAUCAUCAUCAUCAGGGGGAAGACCGAUGCUGCGCCUCCAAACCCAGGCUGGACAAGAUGGCGGAGCAGCAGUUGUAUCUAAGGACCGCCGACUACAAACUCCUUAUUUGGGUCCAUAUCUCGACACUCCUCUCACGGCACAACCAAUGUCACCUGCCAUUGCAACAGCACAAAGCCAAAUGAUGUUUCCCAGUGCCAUGACAGCGACACCACCACUAUCCGCCCAGCCGCAAGAGCAGAAUGGCCCUCGCGUGUUUACCUUUGAGUCUAGCAACAACCACAACAACAAUAACAACAACAUGGCGCAGCAACCGUCACUUACCCUCAAUACUACCACUACCACCACAUCACAAGCAUCAGAGAUGCCUUCUUCUUCUUGUUCAGAAACGCCCAAGAGGCGAACCACUUUUCCAUCCAACGUCACCAAGCUCCCUUACACCCACCCGCGUUCCCUCCGCAGCAUCCUCCGCAACAGCCCUCUCGCGCCCUUGACCUGCCAAUCCCCCAACUCUUCCAGGCGGCAGUCGCUCCGGCUCCAGGAAAAGGCCGCUCGGCGGGUGGCCUACAACAGCCCUUUGUGCGAGACCAUCACCACGAGCAAGUACACCAAGUCACACGUGGAUCUGCUAGCGGAAGACUCCGGGACGCCCACCACGCCCACGGGAGCCAAGUCCAUCUCAUCAUCAUCUGAGGGAUCAUCCUGCUCCGGCUCCUCGUCAGAAGGCGAGGAAUUUCUAGACCAAACCAUGGCCUACACCGGCAACGAAACCCGCGACGGGGGCCAGACCCCAGGGCCUUAUGAGGAGAUGCGCAGACGCAUGGCGGCGUGGCUUGGGUCCCGGGGAAAAAAGAGGGAGAAGAAGCGGAGGUGGGUGUGGACGAUCGGGAAGGACGCCGAGGAUGCGGAGCUCGAGGAGUGCGGGAGCCCGGUGGUGCCCUGGACGGCGGCGGGACCGGAACUGUCGAAUGCCGUGGCCGAAAGAAGGGUGGAGGCUGUGGUGGGCGUGCCGGUGUUGGCGAUGCCGAUGCCGCCCAAGGGCAGGGCGAGGACGAGGGCGCAAACGCAGGCGCAGGGUUUGUCUUCUGGACAGAGGCAGGGACAGGGGCAGCAAACUGUUGUUGCGGCCGUUGGUGUUGCUGGGAACAAAGCUGCGGCUGCGGCGGUGGCGGCGACUGUGGCAUUACAAUUGCAAAUACCCAAGUUGCCUGUGCCGGUGCCGGGGCCGCCGACUAGUAGGAGGCUGAGGCCUGCUUUGAGCUUGCCUUCCAUGUCUUUGCCUAUUGCGCCGUCGGUGUCUGCGCCUACGCCCGUGGCUACUGUUGCUCCAGCACUGCCCUCCAGCUUGGUGCAACAACAGCAACAACCACAGCAGCAACAGCAGAAGCAAACACAAUCACCACCCCAGCAACACCAGCUGCAACACCAGCUACAACAACGGGCGGAGCGCGCCACGCUCACCCCCGAACCCACCCUCCCUCCACAUGGGCAACAACAACAACAACAACAACAACAACAACAACACAUAGUAGUCCCCAACACCCCAUCCAUGGAAUCCGUCACCAGCAUGACCAGCAGCAUCCUGUCCCAAGACUCGUUCGUCUUCGACAGCUCGUCCGAAAUGUACAACGGGGACGUGGAGAUGUCGGAUGCCAGUAGCGUUUACUCUGCUGGUGACAAUGAGUCGUCAUAUGGUGGUGGGGAGGACAAUGCUAAGAGCAGCAGCAGCAGCUUUGGUGCCUACGAGGAUUAUUUGAAAGUUAACGGAAAUAACUUUCAAUUUAACAAUGGGCGUGGUGUUGGGGGAAGUAGUGGUGAUCAGCCGUGUCACUCGUCAGAUAUGGAUACGGAUAUGGAUAUGGAUUUGGAUAGCUCGGACAUGAACACGCCUACUGUUGGAGGUAGGCCGGGGUAUGCGGUGGAGAGGUUGGGGUUGGGGAUUUGUUAG
Molecule: messenger RNA, 2163 nt
Organism: Sordaria macrospora k-hell
Lineage: Eukaryota; Fungi; Ascomycota; Sordariomycetes; Sordariales; Sordariaceae
Source: RefSeq, a predicted model, not a curated record